GGGAUAGGUUAUAGAGGGAUGGAUAUGGGUUGGAUAAACAGCAGGAUAUUUAACCCAUAUCAGAGGGCUGUUUGGAUGUGCACUUGAAGAAGAAGUCUGCACAUCUCCCUACCCCUCUGAGAAAGCAGAGAAGUCACUAUGAGCACAGCUGGGAAAGUUAUCAAAUGCAAGGCAGCAGUUGCCUGGGAAGCUGGCAAACCUUUCUCAGUGGAAGAGAUAGAAGUUGCACCACCAAGGGAUCAUGAAGUCCGCAUAAAGAUUGUGGCCACAGGCGUCUGCCGUACUGAUGCUCAUGCCGUGAGCACCCACUUUAAAGAAGGUUUGUUCCCUGUAAUCCUUGGCCAUGAAGGAGCUGGCAUUGUGGAAAGUGUUGGACCAGGAGUCACCAAAUUUAAACCAGGCGACAAAGUUAUCCCUCUCUAUAUCCCUCAAUGUGGUGAAUGCAAAUUUUGCUUGAGUCCCAAAACCAACCUUUGUCAAAAGAUCAGUAAAAUUAAGACUGCCAUUUCUGAUCAAGAUUUCAUGGCUGACAAUACAAGCAGGUUUACCUGCAAGGGGAAGCAAUUAUACCACUUCAUGGGCACCAGUACCUUCUCUGAAUACACCGUCUGUGCUGAAACCUCUGUUGCCAAAAUUGAUGAUGCAGCUCCACUGGACAAAGUCUGUCUGAUUGGUUGUGGAUUCUCUACUGGGUAUGGUGCUGCUAUAAACACUGCAAAGGUUGAACCUGGUUCUACCUGUGCAGUGUUUGGUUUGGGAGGUGUCGGACUCUCUGCUGUCAUGGGAUGCAAAGCAGCAGGAGCUACUCGAAUUAUCGGAAUUGACAUCAACAAAGACAAGUUUCCAAAAGCACUUGAGCUGGGAGCUACUGAAUGCAUCAGUCCUAAAGACUAUGACAAGCCCAUCCAACAGGUCAUAAGUGAAAUGACUGGCGGAGGUGUGGAUUUCGCCAUUGAGUGCAUUGGAAUUAUUGAAGUUAUGAAAGCUGCCUUGGAGUGCACUACAGUAGGCUGGGGUACCUGUGCAAUAGUCGGAGUGUCUUUAGCAGAAGAGGGGGUGCCUGUUGCUCCAUUCCAGUUGAUAAUGGGUCGCACAUUGAAAGCUACAUUCUUUGGAGGUUGGAAGAGCAAGGAUAAUGUCCCCAAGCUGGUGUCUGACUACUUGUCAAAGAAAUUUGAUCUGGAUGCCCUGGUUACCUUCACCCUACCGUUUGAUCAAAUUAAUGAAGCAUUUGAGCUCAUGCGUGAAGGGAAGAGUAUCCGAACGGUGUUGGUGUUUUAAUACCACAUGGAUUGAUGAAAGCUACGUGUAGCUUUUUGUGAAAUCUGCCUUGUACAUCUAAACUUCACUGACAGAUUCCAUGCUCGAGAUAUGAAUGAUAUGAAGAAAUUAUGUUACCCAUAUAGCAUGUUAAAGGUCCUCAAUAAGAAAUCACUAGUACAUUAGUAGCCUCCAUGCCUUUAUGUAAAACAUGUGUGCACUGAUAUGUAGCGAAAAGCUAUAGUAUUCCUAUAGUUGACACCACCAGACACGUUCAACUUAUAAUUUUCCUUUGGUGCUGUAAACUAAGUGUAUUAAAAACUGCUACUGUAUGAGUGCUUUGCAUGGUUCAAUAAAUAAAAUACAAGAAACCUA
Messenger RNA from Spea bombifrons (plains spadefoot toad), 1635 nucleotides. Its product is annotated as all-trans-retinol dehydrogenase [NAD(+)] ADH4-like. Bases 139 to 1281 code for a protein of 380 amino acids. Gene Ontology annotation, biological process: formaldehyde catabolic process. The record is from RefSeq and is a predicted model, not a curated record. The transcript is spliced from 9 exons. Gene Ontology annotation, cellular component: cytosol. Gene Ontology annotation, molecular function: zinc ion binding; S-(hydroxymethyl)glutathione dehydrogenase [NAD(P)+] activity. Lineage: Eukaryota; Metazoa; Chordata; Amphibia; Anura; Pelobatidae.